CGGGGCGGCGCGGAGGCCAUCUUGGCGCGGGACGCGCGCUCCUCCGGGCUUCCUCGUCCUCGCCGAGCCGGAUCCCUGCGCCGGGCACUCACAUCCCGACCCCGACCCGACCCCGGCGUGUGCAGCUUCCGCCGAGGCGCUCGCUCGGACCCAGUGCACCAUAACUGAGGGACAAUGAUGGAAGAAAGCGGAAUAGAGACAACUCCACCUGGAACCCCUCCCCUGAACCCCGCAGGCCUGGCUGCCGCCGCAGCCGCCAUGCCCUCCACUGAGGUUCACUUAGCUGCAACCAGUUCCUUCUCAUCUCCCGGUGUGUCCGGGAUGGAGUCCUUGCCGCCACAUGCGUACUCCACGCCUCAGCCAUCCCUGCCCCCUGUGCAGCCGUCGGCACCGCCUCCUUUUGUGCCACUGUCUCCAGCUCCUUCGGUUCCCCUGAGUGGCACUUCGGUGCCACCCUCCAUGUCUCCGUCACCUGCCGCGGCCUUCAGCAGCCCCCCCAUAGCCCCCUUCCCCCCUGCGACCUCCGCCUCCGGCGCUCUCUUAUCCACACCGCCUUCGGGUCCUCCUAUCUCAGGAUUUGCCGUUGGUGCAGCCUACGACAUCACGAGGGGCCAUGCCGGGAGAGCGCCCCAGACGCCUUUGAUGCCAUCCUUCUCUGCACCUCCAGUCACAGGUAUUAUGCCAGCCCCCAUCACUCAGCAAGCCAGUAUGACAUCUCUGGUACAGGGACCUGGAACCACAUCAGCCAUUACUUUCCCAGAGGAACAGGAAGAUCCGAGAAUUGUUAGAGGCCAGGAUGAUGCACCUGCUGGUGGGAUCUGGGGUUUUAUCAAGGGUGUAGCUGGGAAUCCUAUGGUGAAAUCUGUGCUUGACAAGACCAAGCAUUCGGUGGAGAGCAUGAUUACGACCCUGGACCCCGGCAUGGCUCCAUAUAUCAAAUCUGGAGGUGAACUGGAUAUUGUUGUAACCUCAAAUAAAGAAGUGAAGGUGGCUGCUGUCCGUGAUGCCUUCCAGGAGGUCUUUGGCUUAGCUGUGGUUGUGGGGGAAGCUGGACAGUCCAAUAUCGCCCCACAGCCAGUAGGCUAUGCGGCUGGAUUAAAGGGUGCCCAGGAACGCAUAGACAGCCUGCGGAGAACUGGCGCCAUCCACGAAAAGCAGACUGCCGUGUCGGUGGAGAACUUCAUUGCUGAGCUGCUGCCCGACAAGUGGUUUGACAUCGGCUGCUUGGUGGUUGAAGACCCCGUGCACGGCAUCCGCCUGGAAGCCUUUACUCAAGCGACCCCAGUGCCUUUGGAGUUUGUGCAGCAGGCACAAAGCCUGACUCCCCAGGACUACAAUCUGAGGUGGUCAGGCCUUUUGGUGACAGUGGGUGAAGUCCUGGAAAAGAGCUUGCUAAACGUUAGCCGGACUGAUUGGCACCUUGCUUUCACGGGUAUGUCUCGCCGACAGAUGAUCUACAGCGCGGCCAAGGCUGUGGCAGGCAUGUACAAGCAGCGCCUGCCACCCAGGCCCAUGUGAGACCAGCUGCUGGGAAAUGGAGACCUGCCGUCACCUUGGGCUCUGUGUUAGAGGAGACUGGAUAGCUUCCGUGAAUCCAACACAUUUUACAACUUUCCUGUAGGCUGCAGUCCUUUCAAAAGAAAAAAAAUGUUUUUAAAUAAAGGCACAGUGUCAUUCCAGUAAAACAAAAGAAGUAGAUCCUCUCUUUACUGUCAUGAUUCAUACAUCCUAGUUCUCAAAAAAUACACACACAUCUUUACAGCACAAUUCAUAUACCAAAUCUAUAAAGUGGAAAUCCAUGCUCACAGAUUGGAUGAUUGUUCUUGGCUCAUCAUUCUUAAGAAUAUGUAAUGAGGUCUGCCUGUGUUAUCUGUGUGCGCACAUGCUCAACAAUGGAUCUUACAUGAUGCUGGGGGCAGGGUGUGUGUGUGCACAGCUCCAUGUGUUUUAUAGAAUAUGGGCCAAAUUAACAGAAUGGAUAUUUUUUGUCAUGUACAUGCAUAGUCUGGAAGUUAUAUACUUGUUUCUUUUUUGUUUUAAAUUUUGGCAUUUUAUAGAUUUAUACUAUGAACAUCAGAAAAUAACAUUUUAUUUUUCUUCAUUGCUAUGUGAAAACUAAAUGGCAGAUCAUCCAAGUACAUUUUAGAUCGGAAAUGUAUUCGUGUUGUUUUUUUACUUUGUUUUUGUGAUUUUGUAUAUUGGUGUUUUUGCUUGUGUGUAUGUCUAUGCACAAUGUAUGUACAGUACCCAAGGAGGCCAGAAGGGCAUCAGACCCCUGAAACUGGAGUCUCAGGUGGUUGUGAGCAACUAUGUGGGUGCUGGGAAUCGAACCUGGCUCCCUCUAGAAGAGCAGUCAAUGUUCUUAACCACUGAACCAUCUCUGCAUCCUCCUUGUGUUAUUUUUGCACAAUGGUGUUAGCACUUCCACAAAUCAGCUCUCACGACAGCGGUUCCUCCUGCAUCCAUUCACAUCCUCCACACGGUAAGAGGGCAUCCUCUUCUUUGGGGAUGGUCUGUGUUUUCUUUAAUUAAGGUUACUUUAUUAAUGUUGUUAUUAUUAUUUGAGAAGUUCAUUCAGUGUGUUCUAAUAACACUCCCCUCCACCCUUCCCCUAACUCUUCCUUUCCCACUACAUGCUCUCAGUUCUUGUCCUCUUUUUUUUUGACAUCCACCAAGUCUAGUUUGUACUGCCCAAAUAAGUGUGAGGCUAACAACCAGUUGACCUACAAAGAACUACACCCUUGAAAACUGACUGUUCCUCAGAAUCCAUCCACUGCCAAUAGCUCCCCAGUUUUCGGGGUUUGCGGGGAGGACAGUCAUGAGCUCAGCCAUGCUGGGAUGUGGACUGGCUGGGCCUUGUAGGUUUAAGGUUGUUUCCUGGUUUGCCUUAAGUACAGUUUAACUUUUCUAACUGUGCCCUUCUGCCUUUAUUUCUUAUGGAUGUUUCCAAAGGAAUGAUUUUAUAUCCAAUGUAGUUUAUUUAAUCCAUUGCAUUUAGUGAAUGUUUUUUCCUCCCUGAAAUAAUAUAUUUUACCAUUUGGGGUUUACAUAAGUCAAAAUUAAGUAAAGUUUUUCUUACACAGUUGAACUCUAUUUGUGAAGUGUGCUGUGCCCUAAUGCUUUUUAGUAGUUAUGUUGUUUCUGCUACUUUUACAGAAGAAGGAGAAUUGCUACUUUUGAGGUGCAUCUUGAUUAAUCUCCAAGCACUGUGUGUGUUGCUUAGUUAGACAGGAAGGAAGUAGUGUUGUGCCUGUGAUUAUGUACCUGGCCCGGGGUAACUCAGCCACAGUACUACUUCCCAUUGCUUCUUCAUGCAUAAGAAGCAAGGGCCUGCUGGGUGGCGGUGGCGCAUGCCUUUAAUCCCAGCACUUGGGAGGCAGAGCCAGGAGGAUCUCUGUGAGUUCAAGGCCAGCCUGGUCUACAGAGCGAGAUCCAGGACAGGCACCAAAACUACACUGAGAAACUCAGUCUCGAAAAACCAAAAAAAAAAAAAGAAGCAAAGGCCUUUCUCUACCACUUGCUUCUAUGCUGUUUUUAAAAGCUGUCCUUUAGGUCUGGGGAUGUAGCUCUGUGAUGGAACACUAGCUAAUGUCAGGCCCUCGGGUCAGUCCCCAGAACACACCUGCGCACACGCACACACGCGCACACACACACACACACACACACACACACACACACACGGUGGUGGGGGGACUGUCCUUGUCUAACAGUAUUUGAUGGGGUGUUGCCUGGAUGAUAGUGUUUUAUUAUACUUCAAAGGCAAGUAAAUUUCACAGAUCCUGAAGGUACCCUAUUUUUCCCUUCACUGUUUUAUUGAGUCUGCAUUGUCUUAGUUACUGUUUCAGAGGGUCAAUCCAGUAGAAUCACAGGAUGUCACUGACAUCUCAUUGGGUAUUGUUUUUCUUGAGUUCUAAAUAACAGUGGCAGACUUAUGCCAUGGCUUAAUAACUGAGUAAUUAACUGGAUAAUUGUUCCUUAGUCUGCCUUCUGAGAGGAGGAGGGAAGGGCGGAGGAUGGAAGAGAGAACUGUGUGAUCCAGUCUGAUUUCUCUGUAGACAGUUUGGUCUGGCCCAGAAUUCUCUGUGGAGGAUGUCAGAGCCGGGCUGGCUCCACCGGCUCAUCUUCCCUAACCGUGGUCCUCCUGGGAUUCCGUGCUCAGUCUGUGUGGGCCUGGACAGUGCACAGCCGCGGUGCCUUCCCAGCCCUUCUGUCCCUGCGUCCUUUCUCUUCCUGCCUGUGUCUGUGUAAGUUCCACACUGACAGUUUUAGGGAGUUGGUGGGCGGCUGUUGCAUUUUUUAAACCUUUUAGGAAAAAAAAUCACCAUUGUUAUGGGGGUGGCUUUUGUGGUUUUUUUCGUACCGAUUAUUGAAUUUUUACUUUUAUCAGUAGGAAAAUAAAGCAGGAAAAGUAAUUGAACAUCAGCCUCACGAGAUUGCUCAACUAUUUAGUUCCAAGGUCGUCCUCUUCAGUUUUUGUUGUUUUUCUUGUUUUGCUCUGGCUUGGUUUAUUUGUAACAAUCCUGGGUGUGGAGCUCAGAGCCCCAUUUACUCUAGGCAAGGGCUCUACUGAAGAGCCCCAGCCCCAGCCCCAGGUCCCUACUCAGUUUUUGAGACAACUCUGGACUGAAGCUCUCCCAUGGGCUUCUGAGCUUGGAAAAGUUUAAGAAGCUGGGAGUUCUCUACUGAUUCCCUUGCCAUUAAUUCUCAUUCUUCCUCCCUCGGUCUUCCGAGAUAAGAUACUGCCGUCUUAAAUGUAGGUAAAUAAGAAAAAUGAAAGCACACGAUGUACAUCUAUUCUGAAUUAUGCAAAUUAGCAGUUACUCAGGGUCAACUAAAUUACUUCAGCCUGCCCUUUAGUUUACUCUUGCUAUUUGGCAAAAAGAAGAAAAAAAAAAUAAGGACUGUGUGAUUUGUGAAGCCAAAUUGAUAAUCUGUUGUAAAAGUUGUUGAGUUAAACAUAAAUUAUUACGAAGUGUAGAUUUUUCCUAGGAUAUUGUAUUCAUUUUGUGAUAUUAUGUAGAGUGAUGUAUUAGAUGAAAUCAAUUUUGUAAGUAUGUAAAUAUGUCAUAAAUAAAUACUUUGACUUAUUUCUCAAAA
Messenger RNA from Peromyscus californicus insignis, 5097 nucleotides. It is a transcript of the gene Prrc1, whose product is annotated as proline rich coiled-coil 1. Lineage: Eukaryota; Metazoa; Chordata; Mammalia; Rodentia; Cricetidae. Gene Ontology annotation, cellular component: cytoplasm. The record is from RefSeq and is a predicted model, not a curated record. The transcript is spliced from 9 exons. Gene Ontology annotation, biological process: activation of protein kinase A activity. Gene Ontology annotation, molecular function: protein kinase A regulatory subunit binding. The coding region runs from base 175 to 1518 and encodes 447 amino acids.